Molecule: messenger RNA, 930 nt
Organism: Cyclocybe aegerita
Lineage: Eukaryota; Fungi; Basidiomycota; Agaricomycetes; Agaricales; Hemipholiotaceae
Source: the annotation of a GenBank genome assembly
AUGUACGGGAGCGACUGCAUUAAAAGGGCCAUCGUCUGUAACAACGCAUCUGUGCCCCCGCCCCCACCUCCACCUCCAAAGCACUAUGAGGCUUUUCGCGACGUCUGCACGCGUCCUCUCGCUCUUUUGCCUCUUUCCUCGGUCACUGCACAUUCUACGCCUCUUGCUGGACACCGAACGAAGUCGACAUGUAAGGAAACCCAGUUCUUUCCGGAGAUACUGGAGCUGUUCAAGGGCAAUGAAGAAUACAUGGCGGAGAUGGCGAAUGAGAACCCUGGGCUGCUCGCUACACUCGCAACAGAAGGUCAAAAACCACCUUUCAUGCUCGUCGACUGCUCGGACAGCCGAGUCAACGAGCAGGGCAUAUUCUCCGCUAAACCUGGGACGAUGUUCACAGCAGGCAAUAUCGCGAACCAGUUCGACGAAGCCGAUCUCAACUCAAACGCUGUCCUUUCUUUCGCCGUUGGGACGCUGAAAGUCAAGCACGUGGUCGUGAUGGGGCACUAUGGGUGCGGAGGUGUCGCGGCUUCUAUGGUGACGAGCAGUACUGCAAGCCCUGCGGACAUAGCAGUGAAUACUUGGAUCCAGCCUAUUCGGCAGAUAUACCUUUCGUCGACUCGUCCAGAGAUUGCAGAACAUAGGCGAAACAACCUGCUCGUGGCUGCAACGACACCGGACCUACACGAUCCCACCUUCCGAGCCCUAGUGGAAGAAAACGUCAAAGCCAACGUCCAGAAGAUUGCCAACUCACUUAUCAUUCGCAGCCACUAUGCCUCCAUCGUCGCCAACUCAUCAUCUGCCGGAGAUAUCUUCAUACACGGCUGGGUGUACGACGUCGAGAACGGCAAAGUGUCCGACCUCGACGUCUCUGUAGGGCCGCCCGGGAGGGCUGUUCCUCCUAGCCCGUUCCCCGUCCUCAAGACGCAUUAA